This is a messenger RNA of Amphimedon queenslandica, 2848 nucleotides long. RefSeq names its product axonemal dynein light chain domain-containing protein 1-like. Bases 39 to 2735 code for a protein of 898 amino acids. The transcript has 26 exons. The record is from RefSeq and is a predicted model, not a curated record. NCBI's taxonomy places the organism in Eukaryota, Metazoa, Porifera, Demospongiae, Haplosclerida, Niphatidae.
CACUGACAUCAGUCGUUAUAGCAACGUAAAGGACAAACAUGAUUAAUGAAGAUCAAGCAGCAUCAAUACCCUCAAACUUAUUGUCUACGCUGAAGCAGGACUCUAUUCGAGUAAAUACUUCUAGUCAUAAGGGGUUUAAAGCAGAAAAAAAAGUAUCUAAUGUCAAGCUUCCACCUCUAUCAAUUAUUACUACUCAGCUGGACAAUUCACCAGGGAAUUUAUGGAACCAUCAGAAACAAAGACAAAAACUUAAAUACCUAACAGAUAGCACUCAAUGUGUUUGUGGUGCUGGAAAGGAUAUCUCCUUUCUAUAUGAUGCAAGUAGCAAUGGUAUACGUGUUGCUCCACCAACAUCGACUAGUGCCCCAGAAUCUCUUAUUCCGAAUGAAUAUCAUAUUGUAAAACACUCUGGAGUUGUUGGAUUAGAUCUCUUUGAUGAUCCUUACUCUGCUAUAGCUGCUGCUCAUGAGCGACAUGAUACCAAGUUUCCUUCCAUGCGACCAACAGGCAGACAAGAAGUGAUGCAACUAAAAAACACACUGGAUCAAAUGAUAGGAAAAGUCGGUUUAGAAAGUUAUAUUAAGCACAUGGAAUUAACAGGGCCUACCCAGAUGCAUAACUUGAUACACUUGGUCAAGAAAGAGCAAGAAGUUUACAAUAUUUGCUUUCAUGAAUUAAUUAGACAGGUGUCUGUUCAUUGUUCAGAAAGAGGUGCCCUAUUGGCAGAAGUGAGGCAAUGCUACUCAAAUUUACUAAAUAAAAUACCUCAUCAAGUUAGAAGUCUUCAUGAUGAAGUUAUAGCUCAGAGAGCCUUAGACAGGAAACUUACAACAGAGCUUUGUAGAUUUCAUCAAGUAUUAACAAAAUUAACAUGUGAUUUAUGUGAAUUGCGGGAUCAUAAUGAAUUAGCUGGAGAAGAAAUUGAAGAAACUAAAGAUAGUUUACUGCUUGCUUUGUCUGAAUCUGAGAAAAAUGCCAACUUACUAGUUGAAUACAGCAAUCUUUAUGAGCUCCAGCGCAGUCGAUUAGAAAAUCAAAUUGAACAUUUGUCAAAAGAAAAAGAGUUAUGGGAGCAGACUUGUUAUUACCUUGCAGUAGAAGUGGCUAAUCAUUAUCAGCUUGAAUCAGUUCGACAACUUCAAUUAAGUGGAAAGUCAUGGGAAAAGUUGGCGAGUCAUUUUGCAAUUUUAUUUUCAGACAAGAAUACAAAACAGCUUUGUAUUAUUCAGCAAGAUGUUCAGAAGUGGAGAAGAGAUUUGGCUCUUUUCUUACAUGACUUAAAAAAUAUAGAAGGACACUUAAUUACUGAAUUAAUGGCAGUUUAUGACGGUAUGAAUUCAUGGCUAUUGAAAUUGAAAGGUUUUAAGGAAUCUGCUUCUGUUCCAACUGAUGUAAUGGAGAAAACUCAGAUUGAGGAGCUGUGGCAGGCACUGACUAAUUGGCUUACUGUUUUGAACCAGCUCUCAGAAAUAUUUUCAGGAGAGACUCUUAUGAAUCGCAUUGAUAAGCUACAACUCCUUGAGCACAAUGUAUCAGGAUGGAAUGAAAUAGCGUUGUCAAUCUUACAGCGCCGUGUACAAUAUUCAGUGAUACUGCAAGGAGAUGCUCCCAUUGGAGCAAAAGAUGCUCAGAAAGAGUCUGUUACUGAACUGAUGGGUGAUGUCAAUUCAUGUAUGAAAGCACUAUCACUAAGGACAUCAGGAGAAAAUGGAAUUGCAGUUGCUUUUGUUCGACUUAUAACUCCAUUGGAAUCAUGGGAUACCACUUUUAAUUUAAUACUUCACAGUGGGAAAUCUUUCAAUGAAUCCACAUACUUAAAGUUAACAUCACAACUCGACCAAUGGUUAUCACACAUUUCAGUUGCUUUGGAUGGCCUUUCUUCCCUUAAAAUACAUAAUGAAAACCAAAGCUUUGAUGAUAUCCUUUCUAAAGCUGACAAAUGGUGUUCUAUUUUCUGUCACGGAGUUCAAGUUGAUGAUAGCCAUGUGAUGGAACAAGUGUCUCACUUGUAUGGUUCAAUUAUGCAGUGGAUGACACAAAUACUUUUAACAAUUACAAAGAGCAAGUCAGAUUUUGAGUCUGUUGAUAUUGACUCUAAAUGUAAAGUUUUAUGUGAAAAUCUUGCUGCAUUCACUGAAGCAAUUGUGAAAAGCUGUCAUUUUCUUUUUGAAAACGAUGAGUUCCCUGAAAUACAAGACAUCAUUGAUGAAGAAACUGGGCAGCUUCAAACACUUCAAGAUGAAGCAAAGAAUUGGAUACGACUGUCAAAGAUAAUGACAGAGUUAGAGGAGCGAGAGAAAAUAAUAGAAAAAGUAGCUCAGGAAAAGAAGCAACCUAGUCCUCCUAAGGAAGAUGCAAUACUAACUAUUGGUAUUGAUGACAAUGUCACAGAAGCAACGGAGCAAAUAGUAGAUAAACAGUUUGAGAGCCAAGAGUUAGAUCUAUAUACAGAACAAGAUCUACCAGAAGGAAGAGGAGGUCAGCUAGAAGAAACAGAAAAACUUGUUAUAGCAAUGGACGAAUUGAAUUCAAAGCUAAGCACGGUACAAGUUGAAGUGACUGCAGAAAAGGAACGAGCUGAUAAAGCAGAGAAACUACUUCAAGCUGCAGAGAGCCACAUUGAGCAGUUAAUGUCUGAGUUGAAACAAAUGAAGGAAGAGUCAAUUGAGCAGGCUUCUGCUAAUAAAAAAGGCAGAAGAGCAAGAACAAAAUCUAGAGAUAUAAAGAUGCUAUAAUUAUAACCAGUAACAACCAAAAUAAUAUUAUUAUGCAAUACAGAAAAAAUAGUCAAUAAUAAUAAUAAUAAUACUUAUUGAUUUUACUGAAUAAACGUUUUAACUGCUUUACG